UCAGAGUGGAAUUUUAGCCGACAAAUUUGCAUCAGACUGUACUGAAAAGAAGGGGUAGAAGACUUUUAUAACUUUGUCUUUACCCCAAAGAAUGGAUACAAAAUGCUUCUUGCUUGGUGCUGAACAAGUAAGUUGCAAGGCCACUGUCAUACAGCCAGGUCAAUUUCCACAUUAACUCAAUGUGUGACUUCUUUCUAUUACAUAUGUUGGGAUCUGUGUAUAUAUUUCUGUGUUGAACAAGUAAAAUUGCGAGUUCCAUUUUUCUCCAACAUGGGCGUUUUUCAUCAUGAGGAGUCACCAAAUCCUUCCAGGAAAUGUAAAUUCCUGUCUGCAACUUUCAAGGAUGCAUUUUCCAAUUGCCGCCCUUGUGGACGGAUUUCGAAGCCAAGCCCGGAUGUGGAGUACUCAGCCAGUGACAUAGAUUAUGAGCAGGAAGUUCUUGUUUCAGAAAUCCGAAGCCGAGCCAUGGAAAAAUCUAGGCAAAGAUCAUUUGUUCUGACUGAUAGUUUUUCUUGGGUAUUUUCUCCAAGGACCGGGGAAUUGUUCUUGGCUCCGAAGAUUGUGAAGCAAAGGGAGGAUGGUGAUGAAGAUGCUGAUGAUAAAGAAGAUGAUGGCGAUGAAGAAAAUGAUGAAGAAAGAGAGGAAUUUCUCUCUGUUGGGAGUUGUUUUACGUGUUGUUCAAGUGCUUUGAGCAAAGAAGUGUUUCUAUCUGUGCAGACAAACUUGUCUCGCUGCUCAAGCUUUAGUGAGCUUAUUGACUUUAAAGAUUUUCCAAGGCGUGAUAUACUUCAGGAGUUAUGUCACUGUGAAGGAUGGCCAUUUGGUCUUUGCAGGAAAGCUGUGUUACUUCCACCUUUGCCCAAGUCUCCGACAGAAUCUUGGUCUUGGCGUAAAGGCAGCAGAAUAGUAAAGAAUUAAAAUGGCUCGAGGGCGAAGUGGAUGGGAACCACAGUUAGCGGCUACCUUCCCUGAAAAAGAGUUGAUUCUGUCAUUAAAAUUUAAAACCCCAACAGAGAUUGAGGAAACAAAAGGCAAUUUUUCCUACAAUAGAAUGACCCAAAUUAGAACUUGCAGAGUCCUGGAUUUGAAACCAAAUGUACCAAUUACAUUUCUGUUAUAAUUGGAAACUGAUCAGUGUUUUUAUGUUUUUUAAACAA
This is a messenger RNA of Jatropha curcas, 1157 nucleotides long. RefSeq lists its product as uncharacterized. Lineage: Eukaryota; Viridiplantae; Streptophyta; Magnoliopsida; Malpighiales; Euphorbiaceae. The record is from RefSeq and is a predicted model, not a curated record.